AUGUCAUCCUUUGUUGCCCUUAAUAUCGAGCCAGAUGACUACAGCGAGGAGGAAGUUGAUGACACUAAGGAAAUCCAAAUCGAAGAAGCUUUAAAGCUCUACCAUAAUGCCUUGAAGCUUCAUUCUCAAGGCCCCCGAUUCUAUGACCAAGCUUCGGAGGCGUACGAUGCACUUUUUAGGUCAGAAAUAUUCAACUAUCCGGAGUCAAUCUCGGAGUACAAGAGGAGCCAGCUUGAAGACCCCGAGCCCCAGUAUGUCAGCUACUCUAAGGAGCCAGCAGCGGGACCUGCUGCUCUAGAUGCUAGUGACACUGUUUCUAGUGCUCUACCCCAGACGAUUUAUUUGUCCCACAGAAACCGAGGCCAGUUUACGCUGGAUAACCUGAGAUGGCUACUACGUUCAAAGAAAGGAAAAGCUGAUGACAGCAAUGCGACCUCCGUUGAUGUGUCAGCCGCUGCUGCUUCAGCCAUCACGUCAUUCGCUGAAGCCCUGGAAAGAGAUGAUUCUGAUCUGGAACUGUGGAGGAAAAGUGCCAGGAUUGGGGAUGCUCUUCAGAGUCAUCGCCUUGCCAGGUUUUGUCUAGAGAGUGUGUUGGAAGGCGAUGAUGACGGGUUAGACGACGGAUUCGAGCAGUUAGGCCUGGAACAAGCUUUUGCGGGCGAAGAUCUCCGUCAGGUACUUGAGGUCCUAAGUGAUAGGUUGUCUAUGUCGCAACGCCCACUCAAGCGACCAAGAAAAGCUAUCCUUCGCCUGCUACAAAAACAUAUUGACCCUUUUCCGUUCCUUCCAAAGCGGCUGGACCCUUCGAGUGCGUCUCAAAGCCUUCUUGGAGUUCAACCUCGUCGUUAUGUGAUCACACCUACGUCUGCAACCUGGACUGCAGUAGGUGGGUCUAUUUUACAAACUUUGCUAGAUGAACAAAAGGACGAUAGUCUUUAUGGUCCGGGAGCUGCAAUAGGAAUUACGUUGCAGGACAGCUGCGAGGCCAUUACGAUUUCACAUUCUGCCCUUCCUAUUAUUCAGAAGUCUGAGAAGGACGGGCGUGAGAGCGGAACCGACCAAAAUCGGGAUCUCGAAUUGCCUGAUCCGGAGUCCCAGCAUGCUCCCAAUUUACCUAAAGAGGGGGCUAUUCUAUUAAAGCCUUCAGUCGCCGAUAAUUCCCGCGCUAGCGCACGUUACUCCCACCCGCUUAAUGGCGAUGCUGUGGAACCCAACCUACCUCUUGAACAGCCUCACGAUAUUUGCAAUGACAGCGUCCAUGAAAGAACCGACGAGAAGACGAAACAGAAAACGCCCCAGGCAGCCCAUGAUGAAGUCGAUCAGCAAGCACCUGCAGCACAAUCUCGAAAACGAUCUUCUGCAUCUAUCGGAAAUGACGAGCAACAAGAUGGUGGACGAGCAAAAAGUCGUCGUAUUCGUGCUCGCGAAUCAAAUGCUGAAGUUCUCGUGCAACCGGGUGUUGUGCCAUUUGAUGAAGCUAAAUAUUAUGAAGACCGCCUGGAAGAGUUUGCACAUGCUGACCAAUGGAUGUUUGGAGUUGUGGGUGCGCUGCUAUCCAAGUUUGGUGUUGAAGACCUGGGUACGAUUGACGAAUUGAAGAAAUCACUCGGUUCUGAUGACGAAAACAAGCGCCCUGAUGGCAAUACCGAGAAGUGCCCCGCCCAAUGCGUGCUUUACAAGGACCUUCGAAAAGCUAUUGAAGAAUGGGAUGAUGACAAAGCCCAAGUCUUGUUACAUGCAGAUAUUUCUUUACCAACUCAAGAGAGCGGAAAAGGUUCGAAAAGUUUGGGUUUAAGUAAGUUUCUUGAGAAUUCACUGCAAAAUAACCGAAAACCCGACAGAGAAGUCACUCUCGUAGAAGACGAUGGACUGUUACCAUUCUUGGAGUAUAUUAACAGCGGAUGGUUCAGCCCUCGUGAGGCAGCAUUUCUUUGGUUGGAACAACAUCUUAAGCCUAAUUCCCACUAUCAAUUGCCAUCGGCCCCGAAGAGCCGGUUGAUGGGGAGUUCCACAUAUAUGAACAGGCUUUGGUCAAAGGAGAUGAAAGAAACCGUCAUGCAAAUCCUUACCGAUGACGAUGAAUUUAUUUAUUUGAAGCUUAACAAUUUCGCUAUUGCUUGGGAACAAACUUUAUUGGCCUCCAGUUCAACAAGAACCAUUCUUUCCUCCCAAAUUUUUGUCUGCGCGGAGAUUACGCAAAGCAUUUACGAACUCCAUCUUGAUAUAUACGCAGCAAUGAACAGUCUUGAGGGUAACACUGACCCUGACCGAAAGAUCUUAGAGCUAGAUCGGCUGAAUAGAUGGAGUGUACUUGCCCGUACCUUUAUCAAUUAUCACCUUGAUGAACGUGAGGAGGAUGAUGCUCAAAUUACGAUUGCGCUUCGCCAUCUAUGGGCGUUUACUUUCCAAUUCAAUUUGACAGAAGAGGUACCACGAGAAUAUGUCUUCCGUUGUCUCCAGGACUUGAGGCGUGUUCUGGGCUUGAUUGGAAGUCCAUCGAUACCAAUACUGAACAAUGCGACAAUUUCUGAAAUAUCCGUUUCCGCGAUCGAUCAGGAAAUAUCAAGACUCAACUCAAUGGAUUUCUUUGCGGAUAUUUUUGGCUCCGGUUCCGACGAUCCUGUCCAUCUCAUAGAAAGUAUCGAACCCAUACUAGACCCAUCAUCGGUGGGAUUUAUCCAUGCAUCGUUGCCUCCAAACGAACUCGAGGCUCCUGGGAGUAACUCCAAGGAACUCGUUAAUGCUACUUCACUGUCGGUUAUCCGGGACAUGAUCUCAGUUUUGGACCGGGGUGAUGCAAACUUAAGGCUUUUCCUCUGGUCAAAGCUAAAGAGGGCUUAUGAGUCUAUUCAAUAUUCUCCAAAGGUCGUUUCUUGUUACCUUCGGAGUAUUGAAGUAGCAGUGGGGGAGCUUCAAAGGCCUACGUACUUGGAAGCAUCCAGCAACCGUCGGCAACUUUCACUUUUGAAGUGGAUCAAGACCAUUGAUGAUUUGCUGAGUAAGGUGGUUGGAAAGGUGAUAGACGAGCCCGAAAUCUCAUUCGAAUGCUUUGACAUGGCUCAUUUGCAGUCUUCAAUGUCUGCUGUGGCUAGGAUAUCUAGACUGCUUCACUCUUUUGCUCUAUUCGAAGACUCACUUCGUGUUGGUCAGAUAUCUCUUCCAGAUAUACGUCCAGCAUCGACUGCAAAAACUCUGGAGCAGCUCAAGGAAAAACUUCGGGGCAUGCAAAUCAAGGCGUGGGUUUUGCAAUAUGCGUUGCUCAGAGAAAGUAUGGCACAGAAUAAGGAGUUAUUUGACGCGCCAAAUGACGAUCGUAUCCACUACUUACGCUCCGUUCAUAACGCUCUUGGAAUCCGUUCGAUAUGCAAAUGCUCUAACAAAUUGCUGUUGAAGCUUAUGAAGAAAGAGCUGUUGACUCUCUCAACUGAAGAUAGCUACGAAUUUGACGUUUCACAACUCCUAUUCGACUUGUACGGACUAAAGUUUUUGAAUAUCGACGAAAUCGCAGAUCACGGAUGCCCUAUUCAGAGAUUGGAUCGUGCCACUGCUAUCAUGAUGGUAGAUUUUGUCAUGACCCAAGCCAACAGAAUGAAUAUCAAAGAUGUACCCAAAUCAGAACUGAAGUUGACGAUAGACACCAUGCAAAUGGCUAUUGGUUGGGCUACCAAGUUCUCCGCCUCGUUAACUUUCAAUAAACGCGUUUUAUCUGCCUUCUUGAAAUCACCGAUUAACCCGUCAGACCUCUUUCGUGCAGUGCAAGGAAUCGGUGAGGUAUCAAUGGUCCCCAUUCAGACAGAGAGCCUUGAGCUUGCAGAUAAGGGAUGGUACUUUUUACUCGGUUCUAUAGCGUUGUCGAAAUUUCGAUCGCAAAAAAGGAUAACUUCAAUUCCAACGGAUGAUUUAGAUCUUGCAGCCUCAUUUUUUAGGCAAGAGCUGGAGCAUGGUACAGGGAAAUGGAAGACAUGGUACCGCCUUGCUCAAGUAUACGAUCUCAAGCUCGAGGAGGAUAUGGCAUGGUCUGCGGACAAACUCAACAACAAUCGAUCAGAUCUGGCAACUUUGCAGCGGAGAUCGAUCCACUGCUUCGCUAUGGCGAUUGCAGCCGCUAUACGGACAGCAGAUUUGUCACCUGAAACAAAAAAAGAAAUAUCUGACCUAUAUACCGAAUUUGGAUUCCGGAUGUAUGCAUCAGCAACGGAACCCUUGUCCAUGGAAGCCUUUAGUUUAACGGAGUUUACACGGCACUAUAGCAGUGGCGAAAACCAACAAAUGUAUAAGGCAAAGCCUUUCCAAGAAAUGAAGCGAUAUACCGCAUGGAACUUUGCAAGUUUCCUUUUCCGACGGGCAACAGUUGAUCGGCCAAAUUAUUGGAAGAACUAUUACAUGCUCGGCAAAUGUCUCUGGAAAAUGUUCAACUGCGACGAUGCCAUGAGGAGAAACAGUUCUCCAGUCGAAGUUGACGAUAUACUUGACUCAUUGGCUGACGCUAUCAAGGCCCUACCAUCAAAGAAGGAUAGCCGUUCAGACCCAAUACUUGAACCUCACUUCAAGCUCGUGUCAAUUGUUCACAAGCUUGUUCAUAAGGGAUUCUUAAAGCCUGAGGAGGCAAAGGAACGGCUUCUUGCCACACCAUAUGCACGGAAAGUGACCUUGAACGACGGCGAUUGGAAGAGUUAUAUCCUCGAGGUGUUGAAAAAUCUCAAACAUGCAGAUAAAUCAAACUGGCAUCAUCGUAUAAUUUUACGGGCCGCACACGUUAUUUAUGACGAUUUAAAAGACGACGAAUCAGCCAUGGCGGCAAAAGCAGAAGUUUCGCAACAGAUUUUCACCAAAACAAUGACGCUCCAAGUCUGGAGGCCCGAAAACGAACGUGCAGGAAGACAUUUCGUUUACACAACUCGAUAUGUUUACUUCUUUGUCGGUCUUUUAAACCAACUGAACGACCGAGCAAACUUAGAUAGCCUCAUUCGGCGGGUGCGGAGAAAGCCAAAUGACUAUGUCAACCACACUAAACUCUGGGAGGAUAUGUGUUUUACUUACAUCAAGCUUUUCCGCCGCGUCGGCGAGAUUCCCGAAGGCUACGAAGACACGGUUUUCAAACCAGUCAGUCACGAUGACUUCGUCAUAUAUUGUGCACGCCUAGAAGAUUGGUGUCAGAACCAUGCAGCGGAAACACCCCUUGUAGACCUGCUCAAGGAUGCCGUCGAGCUAAAAAAACUAAAUAACGGUCUCAUGAAGCCUGUUAUUUUCGAGGACCUGGUCGCAGACACCUACGCAGUUCUCUAUCAGAGCAACAUAUCCAAGUUCAUCGAGCAAGUAACCGAGGAAGAAAGCCGGGAACGCAUGAAGGUAGACCAUCUCCUUAUGGCCAACGAUGGACCAGAGGGUACUCGAACACCCGCCGGACAUUCCACUCCUGGGCAACCUGGCCCUAAGCCACGGUUCAAGGGAGUAUCACGUAAGGAGCUGCAGCGCAAAGCUGAAGCAAUCGCCACCAGAGCUUUAGCCACAAAACCAACACCGAAACCUGUAGUGCGCCCAAUGGACGAAGAACUCCCGGCUACCAGGCCAUCAGUAGCCAUUGAAGUUGCGAUGCCGUUAAUCACCAUCAAAAAUUCUAUUAGAGAAGAAGCGUCAGGUGCCCAGAGCAGUGUUCCGGGUAGUGUGCAUGAUAGUGCCGACGAUGAAAGUGAACUUAGCGAAAUCGAUGAAGAGAAGGUGUCAGAACUGGCCGAAGUAUCGACGUUGGUAGAAACAACGAUGCCAAAAUCGUCCACAGAACCUAUAUUUCCAAACCAUCUGGUAAAGAGAAUCAUGUCUCCGAAACCCGGAUCACCUGACCCGUCGACGAAUGUCAGCAUCGCUGAUGGUGCGGAGGUGGAGUCGGCUCCUACUGUUUCGGUUCAGGAUACGAAAUCUGAACCUACAGAGGCUAGGCAGUCGGAUGUGGAUAUGGAGGGAAAUGCUUGA
Molecule: messenger RNA, 5970 nt
Organism: Paracoccidioides lutzii Pb01
Exons: 5
Coding region: 1-5970 (1989 amino acids)
Biological process (GO): chromatin organization
Cellular component (GO): nucleus; HIR complex
Molecular function (GO): nucleosome binding
Source: RefSeq, a predicted model, not a curated record